Messenger RNA from Alexandromys fortis (reed vole), 1556 nucleotides. RefSeq names its product STE20-related kinase adapter protein alpha-like. Gene Ontology annotation, molecular function: ATP binding; protein serine/threonine kinase activator activity; protein kinase activity. The record is from RefSeq and is a predicted model, not a curated record. NCBI's taxonomy places the organism in Eukaryota, Metazoa, Chordata, Mammalia, Rodentia, Cricetidae. Gene Ontology annotation, cellular component: serine/threonine protein kinase complex. Bases 1 to 846 code for a protein of 281 amino acids. Gene Ontology annotation, biological process: protein phosphorylation; protein export from nucleus; activation of protein kinase activity. The transcript is spliced from 6 exons.
AUGACUGCUCAGCUGCUUGCUGGGAUCACUGGGUACAAAGGAGACACAAACACAGGAAUUCCCAUCCCUAUGGGCACCUGUGAAUACCCUGGAAUAUUUGUAGCAUCAGGACCGUGUGUGACACUCUCUCCACCUCCCUGCAGGAGUGUCAAGGCCAGCCACAUUCUGAUUUCUACAGAUGGGAAGGUCUACCUGUCCGGUCUACGCAGCAACCUCAGCAUGAUCAGCCAUGGGCAGCGGCAGCGUGCAGUCCAUGAUUUUCCAAAAUACAGUGUCAAGGUCCUGCCGUGGCUCAGCCCAGAAGUUCUCCAGCAGAAUCUUCAGGGUUAUGAUGCCAAGUCUGAUAUCUACAGUGUGGGGAUCACAGCGUGUGAACUAGCUAAUGGCCAUGUCCCCUUCAAGGAUAUGCCUGCCACUCAGAUGCUGCUGGAGAAGCUGAAUGGCACAGUGCCCUGCCUCCUGGACACCAGCACCAUCCCAGCCGAGGAGCUGACCAUGAGCCCCUCACGUUCCAUUGCCAACGACAGCCUGGCCACUGGCAGCCUCCGGCCUUCCAACGGUGACUCGCCUUCCCACCCGUACCACCGAACCUUCUCCCCCCACUUCCACCACUUUGUGGAGCAGUGCCUUCAGCGCAGCCCUGACGCAAGGCCGAAUGCCAGCACCCUCCUGAACCACUCCUUCUUCAAGCAGAUCAAGCGACGUGCCUCAGAGGCCUUGCCCGAAUUGCUUCGCCCUGUCACCCCUAUCACCAACUUUGAGGGCAGCCAGACUCAGGAUCACAGUGGACUCUUUGGCCUGGUGACAAACCUGGAAGACCUGGAGGUGGAUGACUGGGAGUUCUGAGCCAAUGCAGCCUGCAUCCUCCAGUGGGGGUGGGGUGUGAGCCCUGGGGGCCCUUCCUGAGGAUCAGCACCUACCUCUGGGUGCAGACUGGGUAGAAAGGACAUUAUGCUGGCAGAGCUGGCUGCCCGCUGCUUGAAAGGACAUUCUGAAGAGACUUCGCUGUUUUUGUGGCUUUUGAGACACAGGGAGUCCCAGUCACCAGGGACUUGGAGAGACCGGAAAGCUGACAUCCUGUUCUGUGAGCUGGGGACCUCCUUAGAAGGAAGAGACACUGCUUUAGCCCCGAGGCUGAAGUCCAAGCCCAGAACUUAACUCAGACCCAGGGACCCUUCACUUCCUCUUCCCUGCACUUGCUCUCCUCCCAGGCUGUUCACUCAUCUUCUGUGCUCCCAGAGCCUGUAUGGGCUAAAUGGGGGACAAGUCCUAAGCAUCCUGCCCCUGCCCUCAGGCAUCUCCCCAGUUUUCUGUCUUUAAGCACCAGGGCCGGGUCAUCCUCAUCCCCACCUCUUUCUUGGGCCCUGACACCUGAAACCUCUUAGCUCGGCUGUCUGUUACACUCCUUCCCAAGAAUCCGCCAAUGCCCCUGCCAGCUGCUGCCUUGGUGCCUCCUCCAAGGGCCAUAAAUGUCUUGCCUUGUCUGAGGGCUUGAGUAAGUCUUACGUUGUGUUAGUUUCAUUGUCAGAACAAAUUAAAAAUUUCAGAGUAUGUUA